AUGUCCAGCGCAACGUUUUCUCAAACCAGAACCCAGGCACUCAAUUUAGAGAAGAAAACAGAGUCCCUUCUAUCCCAAUAUUCCAAGUACCAAAACUCAGACAUAUCCGGCGAAGCAAACGAUGAAGAAACUCAGCUAGUAGAAGAAAUUACUGAUUUGUUGACCAAAAGAGAUUCACUCAUAAACAAACUAAAUAGAAUAAGCGACAGUGACUCAAAUAUAUCCACGUCGAAAUUACAGCAAUUGACAAGACAUAAAGAAAUCUUGAACGACCAAAAACUGUCGUUUAGUAAAAUUCAAUCGAAAAUCUUGGACGAAAGAAACCGUUCUAAUCUAUUGUUUCUGGUUAGAUCAGAUAUCAACGCCCAUAAACAGCGAUCCGCCAAUUAUCAGCAGAAUUCUCUCAAUGAUAAUGAUUAUAUAUUGGAUGAAAGAACAAGAGUCGAUAAUACCAACUCUUUUGCCGAUCGGUUACUAAGAUCUGCUUAUGAAACCAGAGACGAACUACUCCAACAAAGAGUUCAUCUCAAUAAUGCAUCUUCUAAAAUGAUGGGGGUUUUAUCUUCAAUCCCGGGUAUAAACGUAUUGAUUUCCAAAAUCAAUACUAGAAGGAAAAGAGAUACUUUGAUUCUAGCUUCGGUUAUUUCUGUCUGUAUUCUAUUCUUAUUCUUCUUCUAG
Messenger RNA from Hyphopichia burtonii NRRL Y-1933, 678 nucleotides. RefSeq lists its product as uncharacterized. The record is from RefSeq and is a predicted model, not a curated record. The transcript has a single exon. NCBI's taxonomy places the organism in Eukaryota, Fungi, Ascomycota, Pichiomycetes, Serinales, Debaryomycetaceae. Gene Ontology annotation, cellular component: cis-Golgi network; Golgi medial cisterna; Golgi membrane. The coding region runs from base 1 to 678 and encodes 225 amino acids. Gene Ontology annotation, molecular function: SNAP receptor activity. Gene Ontology annotation, biological process: endoplasmic reticulum to Golgi vesicle-mediated transport; vesicle fusion.